Messenger RNA from Populus nigra (black poplar), 1176 nucleotides. Its product is annotated as dof zinc finger protein DOF1.6-like. The record is from RefSeq and is a predicted model, not a curated record. Gene Ontology annotation, biological process: regulation of DNA-templated transcription. The coding region runs from base 184 to 978 and encodes 264 amino acids. Gene Ontology annotation, molecular function: DNA binding; DNA-binding transcription factor activity. NCBI's taxonomy places the organism in Eukaryota, Viridiplantae, Streptophyta, Magnoliopsida, Malpighiales, Salicaceae. The transcript has a single exon.
ACGACCCACGCGAAAUCACGCAUCAAGCCGUCAAGAACUUCGUACACUGUGCAGAACCCACCUACUGUAGAAUUAAAACCUGGAACACCGGCCCUUACUUAACAAAGAAAAGCCCUCGAGUCUUGAGAACAUUUCAAGCAUUUCUCUCUUGCAAGAAAAAGAAAAAACACAGAUAGACCAAGAAUGCCAUCAGAAAUAAGCCAGACACACCCAAACGAAGCCCAAAACACCAUGGGGACUGCACCCCCACCACCAAAAACGACUGAGCCGCUGCCCUGUCCAAGGUGUAACUCCACCAUCACCAAGUUUUGCUACUUCAACAACUAUAACCUCUCUCAACCUCGCUAUUUCUGCAAGUCAUGCCGACGUUACUGGACAAAAGGUGGGACCCUCCGUGAUGUGCCUGUUGGUGGUGGUUCACGCAAGAACUCAAAGCGCUCUCGCUCAUCUUCUAAUAAUUCUUCACCAUCUACCUCAUCUUCCAACUCCACUGCCUCAAAUCCUGCAACUUUGACUCCUUUUACCGCCAUCCAUGAGCCCGAAUCAAUACCCGUGGCUGUAUCCUCGACUACAGACUCUGGUGCAGCUGCUGUGAAGACUGAGAUGCCAGCGGGCAUAAAUCUGAACGAGGGGUUGGCUGAAAAUGGAAACUUCAUCUCGCUUAUAAGCUCUAAUGAUCAACAUGGGUUCAAUGGUCUUGGCGGGUACGGUUACGGAUCAGGAUUUGGACUGGGGCCUUGUGAAGAGGGUCUUGGAUUUGGUGCAAGAGGGUUUUGGUCCUUUCCUGGAAUGGAAAAUGUUUCUGUUAAUGGUGGAACCAUAGGGGGUUGUACUUCUGGGUGCAAUACUUGGCAGCUGCAGGGUGAUCAUGUUGAAGGAGGGGGUAGUCAAGGUGGGUUUGCAGCUGAUGGUGAGAAUUACUUUGGUUCUUGGCCUGGUCUUGUUAUUUCUGCACCAGCAGAGAAAGGUUUGAACUGAUUGCUGGUUUGAUGUCUUGGGGUUUCUUUUUUUGUUUUUUUUUUUACCGAGCAAGACCGUAUAGACUAUAGGGUUAAGGUGUUGAAGAAGAAUCAGUUCAAAGUGUACCUCUUGGGUAGUGCUUUCUUCUUAUUAACGGCUUUGUAAAGCUUUUGGGUUCUUUAUUGAAGAAAAUAGAGAAAUUUUUCUUUUUUUAAA